GGAUGUCUGAUAAUAUUCACAACAAUUCUGACCACUCUACUGAUUUUUAUCCCAAAGGCCAUUAUCAUAGCAAAAGGAGGUGAUCCACUUUCCAUUAAGUUAUUUUCUCCAAUCGGCGCGGCGUUUGGUUUCCUGGAGACAGUCGCUGGUGAAGGCCAAAUGCCAGGGUUGGGUGCUGCCAAGUCGCUCAACAUGCCUGGAGUUGCUCUUGCUGCCGGAAAGAUUGGACGAAGUAACCAAGGGUCUGAUCUGUCUAAUGCCUUCCAUCAGCAUGGCAAAAUAGGUCCUGUAAAUGAACAAAGUGAACACAAAUCUUCUUUGUAUAAGGCGUACAGGUGGGUACCAUCACCAUAGCAAGACAGGAUGUGUUAAUAUCGGUGAUACGAACGGGAUCGAUGGCCACUAUGAUUCAAGACAUUCAAGGAAAGCAUGUGAUCAAUAGAUCAGAUUUCAAACCUACAACAGGUUUGAAAGGACUUAACUGUUUUGCAAACUGGUCGCAUGUUUAUGUUUUAAUUGUAAGUAAAAGGACAUAAUCUAACACUAAUGUAAUAUAAUAAAAUACUCGUACUCGUCAUACUCGUACUUGUCAUACUCGUACUCAGAACAAGCUGGAAAAUAACAGCACAAUUGCUUGUUUUUUAUACAGUUAUUAUGAUAACCAGCUUUUUAUCGCACUCUAGGGUGCUAUAUUUUGAUCAAUUUGCCGGGCGGGUGGGGGGGGAGGGCGAUCGGAUGGACGGACAUACUAAUG
Molecule: messenger RNA, 754 nt
Organism: Owenia fusiformis
Lineage: Eukaryota; Metazoa; Annelida; Polychaeta; Sabellida; Oweniidae
Source: the annotation of a GenBank genome assembly